Gilbertella persicaria is the source of this 168-nucleotide messenger RNA. RefSeq names its product homeobox domain-containing protein. The annotation marks the transcript as partial. Gene Ontology annotation, molecular function: RNA polymerase II cis-regulatory region sequence-specific DNA binding; DNA-binding transcription factor activity, RNA polymerase II-specific. The transcript has a single exon. Gene Ontology annotation, biological process: regulation of transcription by RNA polymerase II; cell differentiation. The record is from RefSeq and is a predicted model, not a curated record. Lineage: Eukaryota; Fungi; Mucoromycota; Mucoromycetes; Mucorales; Choanephoraceae.
AAACAUCGUAGACGCACUUCGCGUACUCAAUUCAAGACACUAGAAAAAGCAUUUGUGGAAAAUCCAAAACCCAAUGGAAAACAGAGACAAAAACUGGCUGAGAACCUAUCCAUGUCUCCUCGCGGCGUUCAAGUCUGGUUCCAAAACAGACGAGCAAAAGCAAAACAA